AUGGCCACCGAGCGUGAAAGCAAGACCUUCCUGGCCCGCCUCUGCGAGCAGGCCGAGCGCUACGAUGAGAUGGUUACCUACAUGAAGGAGGUCGCUCAGCUGGGCGGUGAGCUCAGCGUCGACGAGCGCAACCUCCUCAGCGUCGCCUACAAGAACGUUGUCGGCACCCGCCGUGCCUCGUGGCGCAUCAUCUCCUCCAUCGAGCAGAAGGAGGAAUCCAAGGGCUCUGACAAGCACGUCUCCACCAUCAAGGAGUACCGCAGCAAGAUCGAGCUCGAGCUCGAGAAGGUUUGCGAGGAUGUUCUCGAUGUCCUGGACAAGAGCCUCAUCCCCAACGCCGCCACCGGCGAGUCCAAGGUCUUCUACCACAAGAUGAAGGGUGACUACCACCGCUACCUUGCCGAGUUCGCCUCUGGCGAGAAGCGCAAGGUCGCUGCCACCGCCGCUCACGAGGCCUACAAGAACGCUACCGACGUUGCCCAGACCGAGCUGACUCCCACUCACCCCAUCCGCCUGGGUCUCGCCCUGAACUUCUCCGUGUUCUACUACGAGAUCCUCAACUCCCCCGACCGUGCUUGCCACCUUGCCAAGCAGGCUUUCGAUGAUGCCAUCGCCGAGCUCGACUCUCUCUCUGAGGAGUCUUACCGCGACAGCACUCUCAUCAUGCAGCUCCUGCGUGACAACCUGACCCUGUGGACUUCAUCCGACAGCGGUGAGGCCGAGCAGGCCGGUGAGGCCAAGAAGGACGAGGGUGAAGCUUCCAAGCCUGCCGAGGAAGAACCCAAGGCUGAGGAGCCUGCUCCCGAGGCUACUUCCUAA
Molecule: messenger RNA, 819 nt
Organism: Trichoderma breve
Lineage: Eukaryota; Fungi; Ascomycota; Sordariomycetes; Hypocreales; Hypocreaceae
Product: 14-3-3 protein domain-containing protein
Exons: 5
Coding region: 1-819 (272 amino acids)
Biological process (GO): signal transduction
Cellular component (GO): cytoplasm
Source: RefSeq, a predicted model, not a curated record